Molecule: messenger RNA, 1236 nt
Organism: Corticium candelabrum
Lineage: Eukaryota; Metazoa; Porifera; Homoscleromorpha; Homosclerophorida; Plakinidae
Exons: 1
Coding region: 70-591 (173 amino acids)
Molecular function (GO): nucleic acid binding
Source: RefSeq, a predicted model, not a curated record
GUCAAGACAACGGUCUACCACACACAAUGCGAUGGGCUAGUGGAGAGGUUAAAUCAGACUAUACUAACAAUGCUAUCGAAACAUGUGGCAGCGAACCAGAAAGACUGGGACACCUGGUUACCUUGUGUACUUCUUGCGUAUAGAUCAGCGAAGCAGAGUUCAAUUGGGUUAUCAACAUUCAAGCUCAUGUUUGGUCACGAAGCUUGGUUACCAGCACAUGUUGCAUUGGGCUUAACAGACAAAGAACCAGUUAGGUUGUGCACGGAAUAUGUUGCAGAGCUUGAGAAACAGCAGCAGCAGGCUAAGGAGAUUGUUGAUAUUCAGUUAGCAGCUGCUCAACAGCAACAAGCAAGGAAUGACGGAAGUACUACGGUCAGGGAUUAUGUGGAAGGUGACUUUGUGUGGCUACGUCAAAAGGCUGUAAAAGCAGGUCUGUCACCGAAACUAAGUAGUCCUUGGUCUGGUCCUUUCCGAGUGUUGAAGUGUUUUGAAAAUGCAACCUAUAAAAUCAAACCAGUACAAGGUGGAAGAGUACAGCGAGAACACUAUGACAGGAUGAAGCCCUGCUACACAUGCAUGCUCAGUGGCUGAAGUUCCAGAAGGGUCUAACAUUAGUGCAAAGACUUCUCAGAGGGUUCAACAAAAGGAAUUUGCAGUAGAGAUUCCAGACAAUCCCAUCAUCCAUUAUUUAGAGCUGAACGGAAGCAUGCCUGUACAAGUUGAACAUGCCAACUUGGAGCAUGUUGGCGAAGUUCCAUUGCCAGCACGAGGAGGCAGGCCGGUCAGACAGAGAGUCCCACCGAGAUGGCUACUGGACUAUGAGAGAGAACAUGUAGAAGACGAGCGUAGAUGUUUAGUUUAGGAAGGCAGGAGUGUGGCGUGUGGUGAGAUGUAAUUAACGCCCAUGCCUGUUGUGACACGUCUUUGCUAAUUAGCCAGCUGUAUUGUUCACUUUCAUUAGUCCGUUCUCAGCUAGCCUAGCGGUUGCUUUCUUUCUUUGGAUUCUGUUUCGACUCAGUCGUUGUUGUUGCGUUUGUUGUUUGGUAUACAUGUGCGGUCAUCAGUGGUGGGAAGGAAACGGUCUAUGAUGAUGAUCUUUUCAAUUGGCUAGAUGUAAACGACGCUGUCAAAGCGAUCCUCAAUGGGGCGGACGUAAAUGUGGUAGCAAGAAAUUAAGAAUUUGAGUGAGAGAUAUGGCCAGGGUAGUGUCCGGUUCCUGUAUGACACUUUUUGCUA